Molecule: messenger RNA, 1140 nt
Organism: Paramecium pentaurelia
Lineage: Eukaryota; Ciliophora; Oligohymenophorea; Peniculida; Parameciidae
Source: the annotation of a GenBank genome assembly
AUGCUAGUGAAUUAAUCAACUUGUAGUGAAUCAGCAACAACAUCUAUUUAAAAGACUUAAGAUUAAGAAGUAAAAUGAUAUAAUAAUUGUAGCAAAUGAAAACAACGAUAUUUUAAUUGGAAGAAGAGAUUUCAGGAUUGAAGGGACAAAUAAAAGUAUUAUGAUUAUUGAAAAUAGAUGUGGGAAGAGAAGUAUGAAGAAUAGGAACGAAUCCAUAAUAGAGAGAUAGUGUAAUUAAAGUGCAAUUUAGAUAAUUCUAUAUUUGAGGAUUAGCGUUGUGAUGAAAAUGAUCUUUAAGUUAUAUAAGAAGAGACUGAAUUUUAUCAAAAGAGUUUAGGAUAAUCAGAAGUCACACCUUGCAAGAUAGAAACCAAUAAUUUAUUGAAGAUUCUAGAUCAAAUUGAAAUGGAUGAUACAAUAGAUUUAUAAUGUGAUUAGGAGACAUUCAUAGUAUAUAAAGUUACCAAAUUAGUAGAGAUGAUUUAGAAGAUGGAAUUAGAAUUAGAUGAUUGGAAAAGGAAUUAUUGGAUAUUAGAGAAGAAAUUAAAUCAGAUAUUGUUAUAACAAUAAGAUAAAUUACUGAAGUAGGGAUCUGAAGAGAUAGAAAUUGAAUUUGAUUUUGAUAAGAAGAAGCUUAUUACAAAGAAUCAAGAGAACAAAACUAUUAAACACAACGAUGAUGUUUAAGUAUUACUUGAUGAAAUUAAACGACUAAAAUAAUUAAAUGCAGAAUUGAUAUAAUAAUAAAAGUCUAUGACUAAAUAAAUGCUUGAGCAAUUGAUUAUUAAAUAAAUGAAGAGUGAUUCUAAAAAUAGAUGCUUGACUUAAGUUAGUGAACCAGGAGUGAAAUAAUAAACAGUCAUAAGAAAUAAUAAUAGUCAACAUUAUAAACAACUUAAUAAAUCACCUCAUGUUGAACCUCGUAAUCACUAUUUUAGUCAAUAUUUUUAAGCUCAAUAACAUCAUUAACAAUUAAGUAUGAGAAUUCAACCUCAAACUAAUAAUUUGAACAUUAAUCAAUCAAAUCAUUCAUAUGAAUAACCUAAAACUUCAACACCAACAAUUUAUGCAACUCCAGUAAUGAUAAAAUAUACAAAUGGAAGUCCUUUCAAUCAAGCAAAUAAAAUAUUACAAUUCUGA